Protopolystoma xenopodis is the source of this 303-nucleotide messenger RNA. The record is from the annotation of a GenBank genome assembly. NCBI's taxonomy places the organism in Eukaryota, Metazoa, Platyhelminthes, Monogenea, Polystomatidea, Polystomatidae.
CUUCCUCGGGCCUUUUUGACUCACUUCGAUCCACGUCAGCCCCUUUUGAUUGGCGGCCUCUCAUUGGCAGAGGAGACCCCGACCUACUUGCACUCGCGCUUCCGUGCCCAUCGUUGGCUUGGUCUGCCUGCCUGCAAGAUAAAUCUAUCAAAUGGUCGUCCUAGCGCUCUGAUCAAACAGCGUUCAGGGUCCCAGUCUCAUCCUCCGCAGCUCCGCUCCCUUGACCCGAUCACCGUUUCUGUCGGCUGGCGUCGUUACCAGUCUCUGGCUAUUUUCUAUAAAGUGAGAUAUCUUGACAUUUGA